CAUCAGCGUGCUGGGGCUCUAUGUGGUUUCGGCUCGGGACGUACUGUCGAACUUGGUGCCGUACCUCCGAGCUACAGCGGAGGCGGUCGCGUUGCCCUCCAAUGUGAUAGUGGGCGAAAAUGUCCACUACCUUGCACGUGUGUCCCCGCAUGGAGACAUCUCCUUCCAGAGUUUCUACAACGUGGUGGAUGUCAACAAGACACAAAUGCUACAAGCGGAACGCAAGACCUCGACGAAGGAUAUUAAAUUCAAGCAGUAUCGAACGCUGAUCGAUCUCGACGAACCCACCCCGUUCAUCAAUGUCGCUCCAACUGCUGCCAUGACUGCAACGGAGGUGGCUGAGAAACGCAUGAACGAGGUGGAGAGCCAAAUGAAGCCGCUGUUCCGACGCGUCGAGGAUGCCAUUGCCGUACCUAAGCUGACGGGUGAUACGAACGCUCAGCAUAUGAACCUGCUGACGUUGACACCCCCGGAAGCUCAAAAACUUGUCGAGGAUCCGCUUGGUGGUAUCCACGGAGCAAUUAGUUGCGUCGCGUUCGUAUCUCAAAGCGAACCUGAAGCCAAUGAGGUGGCAGCGAAGUACCUGAAGCGAGACUUUGUCAAGUCGCUGCUGGUACGUAUCGCUUUAGCUCGGGAGAGGUGGGCCGAGGAUGAUGAAGUUGAGCCAAACGAAGUGUUCAAAGAAGGUGGUGUCAUUCGACUUGCUCAGCGAGGUUUGGUGCCAUGGCGCUCCACUGCCGGAUUGAGUUCCCAUUUUUCGGCAGCGGUUCAUGUUUUUCCCGACGAAGACACAGUAAAGGCGGUGGAGAACGCAUUGGAGAUCCUCGGUGGUGCCUCAGGUAAAGAUGCUGCUGCAUGGGCUGCGAUGGAGAUCGGCGGACAACUUGGCUCUCCCAUGGAUCUUACAUUCGGCGUGACCGAGUCGGAGCAUUUCAAGUACGUUUACUAUCUGCUACCGGUGGUCCUCGUCCUGCUUCUCGUAGUAGCCCAAUACUUCAUGUGAUAAUUUUUACGUGAUGUUUGUUUUUGUUUAAAUUUGAGGCAGUAGUUGCAAUGGUUUAAAUUUUGUUGCAUUGGAC
Messenger RNA from Phytophthora nicotianae INRA-310, 1079 nucleotides. RefSeq lists its product as hypothetical. Gene Ontology annotation, biological process: intracellular protein localization. Gene Ontology annotation, cellular component: endomembrane system. The coding region runs from base 206 to 1003 and encodes 265 amino acids. The transcript has 3 exons. The record is from RefSeq and is a predicted model, not a curated record. NCBI's taxonomy places the organism in Eukaryota, Oomycota, Peronosporomycetes, Peronosporales, Peronosporaceae.